This is a messenger RNA of Seminavis robusta, 1248 nucleotides long. The record is from the annotation of a GenBank genome assembly. NCBI's taxonomy places the organism in Eukaryota, Bacillariophyta, Bacillariophyceae, Naviculales, Naviculaceae.
AUGGCGUCUACUCGUAGAAGUCGCCGCAACCGAACAGCUCUGUGCUACACAGAAGAAGUCUCGAGUGAUGAUGACAUGAGCCAGUGCGAAGCGAGCCCUGUCGAAGAAGGCUCGAGUGAUGAUGGAGAAGGCUCGAGUGAUGAUGACGUGAUCGAGUACGAGGAAAGCCCUGUCGAAAAGCAGCGAGCAAAGAAAAAGCGUCAUCCAGCAGCAUUGGUGGAGGACGAUACGACUAGUUCUGAUAUAGAUGUAGAGAUUGAGAGCGAUGAUGGCAGUCGAGGUGAUUUCUCAUGCUCGGCGCUCAAGUGGAUGGGCACCAGUUUUGCUUCGAAACGUCCUCGUGUCUUGUCAAUGGAGGAACGAAUGGAGGCUUUCGACAAGAAGUUCCACCUUCAAGAAGCUGUCAGCAACGCCAAUGCCCCACCAGAGUUGAAGGAGAAGUACGAGAAGGCGGGUCGACUGCUGCGCAAGCAUCUAGAGGAGUAUGAGCCUUGCUGGUUGCCAAAGAACCUCACUCGCAAUCGUCCUGGUGUAUACGUCGUUGUCUACAAGCAUGGCAAGAUCAAGAUCGGUAUGUCAUUUCAGUGCAUCACCCGAGUCAAGGACCAAGGUGUUGUUGUCUUUGCUUUCUUGGCCAUGGAUCUCGAGGAGAUCAAAGAAAUUGUAUCGGACAAAGAUGUCGACGCAAUUGCACAGCUCGAUUUACCAGGCCUUGCAUGCCACAAGGACAAACAGGUGAAGACGGAGGAUCUCAUUCGGCUGCAGAUCUAUGAGUGUCUUCUUGCCUGCUCGUUCGAAUGCGUGACGGGCACUGUGUGCGAGCGCUUCCUCCAGGUGCCUUCCAAAGAAGCCCAAAAGAUUGUCACGAUUGACACCGCUCCUUUUUCUCGCCUAUCGAACCACAAACAGGAAGCUCUCUGCAACGUGCCCGAUGGCGGAAACUUGUACAUUACAACUUGGGAAACACUACGAUCGCAUUUGUAUGCAGCAGCGCCGGACUCUUCCUUUUUGCAGUCAAAGCUUCGUCCUCUACCGGACCCAAAGGAAGGAGCAUUUGUGAAGGAGAACAGAUUGAGCCGGCUCGCACCUGCAAAGUACAGCGGCUACAAAGAUUGUGUGUCAGUUUCUCCGAGAGUUUGUCAAGUACAGGCAGUGGUAAACACCCUCCGUCCGCUUUUGGAAGACGACGUACAGCAGGAUUUUGAAGCCAUUCAAGCGUGUUUUGCUCCCAUCCAGGGCUCCAACUAA